UUGAAUUCGGUGAAUGCCGGAUCCAACCGGAACCCGAACCAUUUGCACCCUUUCAGCGAAUAUGGUGAGGCUCCUCUCUGCUCCGUGUCAUCGCCCUGAACCGUAACCUUCUGGUCGGAGAGUCACCCGUCGGAAGAUGGCGACGGCCGGUGGUUCCGGCAGCAGGCUCGACCGACCUUCUCUCUGCGUCUUCGGUCUUCCUUGCGACUUUUUCGACGGGGCGUGCCUCUUUGCUGGCGUGCGCGGGGCCGACCCUGCCUACGACCGCCGUGAAGGAAGAGGGGGGCCGGCCCUCGCCGGGUCGACGGGCAAGGCCGGAGAUGAGGACGGAAAAACGAGCAUCAGCAACAUGUCCAGAUGGUCCUGCAACACGUGCAGGGUCGAGUUCGAGUCCCUCGAAGAUCAGAGGUCGCACUUCAAAUCCGAUUUGCAUCGAUUCAAUGUAAAGUUGUCUGUUGCUGGGAAGAACACCAUCACCGAAGAUGACUUUGAUGAACUUGGAAGAGAGUCAUCACUCAAGGAUUAUGAAAUAUCAAGUAUAUCAGGAUCUGAUGAGGAGUCUGAUCAUGGAACGUAUCCAAAAGGUGGUUCACUGCAUGAAGUUAGGAAUGAUGUUGCAGGCGCUAAAAAGAAACUGAUGCUUACCCUUCCAUCAGGAGAGAUAGUUUCUGUUUGGAAGUGCUUACUGUUGUCUGAUAAGGAAGAUCUUCUACUAGAGAAUGACAGCAUAAAUUCUGAGGUUACCAGUCAAUGUGCUGCUCCAUGUCUGCAAGAGAUUGAUGUGAUUAAGAGACUUACAAGUUUAGUUUGUGAACCUCAUAAUGGGACAUAUCUGCGGAUUGUUUUACUUAUAAGUGGUGGACAUUUUGCUGGUUGCGUUUUUGAUGGGGACUCUAUUAUCGCCCAUAAGACCUUUCACAGGUAUGUUGUGAGGGCAAAGUCAGGAAAGAAGCAGUCAGCUAAAGAUGCCACUGGUAAGGCUGCAAAUUCUGCUGGAGCAUCUCUUCGACGGCAUAAUGAAGCUGCUUUAAAAAGGGACAUCAGUGAGCUGCUGAAUGCUUGGAAGCCCUAUUUUGGUGCAUCCAAAUGUAUUUUCCUUCAUGCUCCAUCAAAUAAUCGCGAGCUUUUCUUUGAGAAUGAAAAAUCAUUUUUUCAUCUUCAUGAGAAUGAUAUAAGACAUGUUCCUUUGACUGUCCGUCGGCCUACCCUGAAAGAAGCCAAACGUGUUUAUGACCUGUUGACUCGCAUUACCUACGAGGAAGUUCAAACCACCCAUCUGAAGGACCUGAAGGAUGAUCUUCAUACUGGAACAGAUAGCAUAUCUCAAGAUUUGGGUGGUUUGAUGUUGGAAAACCAUUUGAAGAAUGAGAAAAAUGCAACAUCUGAACAACUUUGUGAUAAUAAUGAUAUGAGCAUGGAAACAGAAAAUGGCACUGGCGAAGCAACCAACACAAAAAUUUCUCAAAAUAACACAACACCGCUGCAUGAAGCUGCUAAAUCAGGCAAUGCUCAAAAAACUCUGGAACUUCUGGAGCAAGGCUUGGACCCGUGCAUUAAAAAUGAACGAGGGAAAACGCCUUAUAUGGUCGCGACAGACAAAGAAGUAAGAAAUACAUUUAGGAGAUUCAUGGCUUUGAACCUAGAAAAGUGGGAUUGGCAUGCUGCUAAUGUGCCCAGUCCACUGACUAAGGAACUGGAGGAGUCUCAAGUAGCUAAACAGGCAGAGAAAGAUGCAAAACGGAAGGCUAGGGCCAAAGAACUAAAGAAACUGCGUAAAGCCAAAGAAAAGGCUCAGGCUCAGUCGGCAGUUUCCCAGGCCCCUACCACAGUAUCUGGCAGUUCGCAAGCUGUAACUAUGUCAAAUCAUAGGAGGCGCUCCAAUGACUUGCCUUCCGCUACAAGUGAAGAGGAAAAAAGGGCAGCUUUGGCUGCAGAGAGAGAGAAGAGGGCGGCUGCAGCUGAGAAGAGAAUUGCAGAGGCUCGUAAUGGCGUUGCUGGGAUGAAUACAACUCCAUCUCACGAUUACAAGUUAGGAGAAGUGAAGGAUGAUGUAAAGUGUUCUUGUUGCCUGGCUUCAUUGGCUGGAAAGGUACCUUUCCACAGGUACCACUAUAAAUACUGUAGUACUUCAUGCAUGCAUGUCCACAGGGAGAUGUUAGAGGAUAGUUAAUUCUUUCUCCCCCUCUUCUCAUGGUGGUAAUUCUAGUUAUAAAGGGUUGCCUCAUGCCAAAAUGGUCUACGGUCCCUUAUUCGUUCCAAUUUUGUCCUUCUUUGCUUCUUUUUAUAGCGUUAAUUUUAUUGUACCAUACAAAUUUUUCUAUGAAAAAUGGAAAAACAAGUACGGCUUCACUGAUAAAGCAUUCUACAAAGUGCUUAUUGAAACUUUUUUUUUUUUUUCAAAUUUUGUUUAAUGCUGAGAGGUGGAAAAGGGGUGUUAGGAGGAUUAAAGGGGCCACUGGUGUUCCUCGCAUUCUUUCAGGUAAAUAAUGAAAGCGUUUUUUUUCCUCAUCUGUGGCCCAUGUUACACUGCCAACAGUGUCAGGAGGAUUAAAGGGGUCGGUGGUGUUCCGCUGCAUUGUUUUGACGUCAAUAUCAAAACAUCAGUUGCAGUGAAGAAUAGGUGGUAGCCAGUACUUUUGUAUAACAUCUGGAUGAUCUUGGGGGGCAAAUGGUUUGAUUAUACUUCUCGGGUGUUCCUUUUGUUUUGGCUGUGCUGAAUCUGAUUUAAUUCGAUUGUCAGUGCUUUAGUUGAUUCAAAUCGACCCGUUUGCCCCUUAAUCCCUCUUCCCGUG
Molecule: messenger RNA, 2792 nt
Organism: Nymphaea colorata (pocket water lily)
Lineage: Eukaryota; Viridiplantae; Streptophyta; Magnoliopsida; Nymphaeales; Nymphaeaceae
Exons: 7
Coding region: 137-2170 (677 amino acids)
Molecular function (GO): protein binding
Source: RefSeq, a predicted model, not a curated record